CUUGAGACAAUUUUGAUGGAAUAUGAAAGCUAUUACUUUGUAAAAUUUCAAAAGUAUCCUAAAAUUACCAAAAAGGUCCUGGACACUGCCGAAAAUAAACAACAGCUGAGAACUGGAGGAAGACCAAGAAGGGCAGCAAGUUCUUCUCAGAAUCUCCCAAGGCUCAAACAUCAGCCAGUGCAACGACCGUUGUCAAAAACUUCACCUGGGUGCACAACAGAAUUUAAAUCAUCGACCACGGAGAGCCCCAAACAGAAUAAUGACAGUGCAGUUACUCUGGAGCAAUCUGACUUUGGCUUAAGCAUCUCAGCAAUCAACAAAACUGGAGGAGACAGCAUUCACCCAAGAAGGGGCCAAGUAAUUGACUUCCAUGGGACAGUUCAGGAUGCUGUCAAAGUAUCAUCAAAUGGAAUAGCCUUGAACAGCCUUAAUUGUGAUCCAGAUCCAUCAGAACGAUUAUUGAAACCCCUUAGUGCUUUUAUUGGCAUGACUGGAGAGAUGAGAGAACUUGCAACGGUUGUAAGCAAAGACAUUUACCUCCAUAAUCCAAACGUGAAGUGGGAUGAUAUCAUUGGACUGGAUGCAGCUAAAAGGCUAGUCAAGGAAGCAGUUGUUUAUCCCAUAAGGUACCCCCAGCUGUUUACUGGCAUUCUGUCUCCUUGGAAAGGAUUAUUGCUCUACGGACCACCAGGUACUGGAAAAACUUUGCUUGCUAAGGCUGUUGCCACAGAAUGCAACACAACCUUUUUCAACAUAUCAGCAUCCACCAUUGUCAGCAAAUGGAGGGGUGAUUCAGAAAAACUGGUCCGGGUGUUAUUUGAGCUUGCCCGGUACCAUGCUCCUUCCACAAUUUUCUUGGAUGAGCUGGAGUCAGUCAUGAGUCAAAGAGCCACUGCUUCUGGUGGUGAACAUGAAGGAAGUCGGCGGAUGAAAACAGAAUUACUGGUGCAGAUGGAUGGCUUGGCCCGAUCUGAUGAUCUUGUAUUUGUUUUAGCAGCUUCCAAUCUGCCAUGGGAGUUAGAUUCUGCCAUGCUGCGGCGGUUGGAGAAGAGGAUUUUGGUUGACCUCCCAAGUGAAGAGGCACGGCGGGUGAUGAUCCAGCACUGGCUGCCUCCUCUGAGCAACAGCGGAGGAGUGGAGCUGAGAACGGCUCUGGACUACAGCUUGCUGGGCCAGGAAACAGACGGGUACUCCGGCUCAGACAUAAAACUGGUGUGCAAGGAAGCAGCCAUGAGACCAGUGAGGAAAAUUUUCGAUGCUCUUGAAAAUCCUCAGCCAGGUAACAGUAACUUACCCAUGAUCCGAUUAGACACGAUCACAACAGCAGAUUUCCUGGAUGUGAUCGCCCACACCAAGCCGUCAGCAAAGAAUCUAAGCCAGAAGUACACAGCUUGGCAGAGAGAAUUUGAGUCGGUUUGAAAAGAAAAACCCCAAAAGAUUGAAAACUUCCAAGACUUUUGCUAUCCAAAAUGGCAUCGCCUUGCCUCCGAAGGAUCAAACGGCGAUGGGGAAGGAAGUGCCGUUGUUUCCAGGAAAGAGGAUGCAGUGAGAAAUGUCAGGGGGAAAUCUUCGCUUUCAAAAUUCAAUGGGGGGGUGGUUGGUUGGUUAUUUUUUGUUAGCCGUUUUCCAUGACGAUUCACAAAACAUUCUUCGUGGAAAUAGUGUGAUGGCAGUUGGUAUGUAAUGAGGACUCCAGCCUUAAUUUUAUGUAUAAAGACGUAGAGAUUGCUUGCUUGUCGGUCUUUAUUCGUGACAGUUGUUUACAGGUUUGAGGUAGAAGACCUGGAGCAGAAAGCUUGUUAAGAACAGCUAGAUGAUUAGUGUAACUCUCCCUUUCUGCGACUCGCUAGAGCAUUGCAGUCAGCGUAGCUUUGCCAGCAGAGACUGUACCCUUUUUAAUGAAACGUAAGUCGCUGCUUUCGAUGAAAUUCGGGACCUUUGCAGUGCCUUGUAAAUUUGGUUCGUUUGUCAUCGUUUUCAGCUGAGAUCAAAGCCUUGAUGUGCCAAAUGUGUUACUUUCCAGUUGGUUUGGGCUAUUUCCAAGGUGGAAAAGGCAAGGAAUUAGAGGAACUUGGAGACAUUGUAGAAAAUCAGCAGAUUUAGGCUUAAUCUAACUAGAAACUGGAUUGGUGGUUCGCAG
Messenger RNA from Aptenodytes forsteri (emperor penguin), 2140 nucleotides. RefSeq names its product katanin catalytic subunit A1 like 2 (gene KATNAL2). The transcript has 14 exons. NCBI's taxonomy places the organism in Eukaryota, Metazoa, Chordata, Aves, Sphenisciformes, Spheniscidae. Gene Ontology annotation, molecular function: ATP hydrolysis activity; ATP binding. The record is from RefSeq and is a predicted model, not a curated record. The coding region runs from base 16 to 1419 and encodes 467 amino acids.